CUUCGCGUCAGUGAGCGUCGGUUCAGUCUGGUUCCGCUGCCACACUGACCACAUACAGUCUGUCAGCGAACCGCAGGUGCGAGUUUACAGUACCGCAUGUUGCCAGCCCACCACCCUGGACUUUUAACCUAAUCUUUCUCUGAGUGUUUAUAGUAUUUUCACCAUGUUGUGGACGGCGAACACGAUUAUGAGGAAAUUCUCCUCGAGCUCUGCUUACUACCAAAACAAGCUGAAGCUGGCCUUGAUUGGCCAGAGCCUGUUUGGACAGGAAGUGUACACGAACCUCCGCAAGCAGGGCCAUAAAGUGGUGGGUGUAUUCACAGUUCCUGAUAAGGACGGCAAGGCGGACCCCCUGGCGGUGGUGGCGGAGAAGGACGGGACGCCGGUGUUUAAGUUCCCACGGUGGAGGGUGAAGGGUAAGCCCAUCCCAGAGGUGGUGGAGGCGUACAAGGCGGUGGGCGCUGAACUGAACGUCAUGCCCUUCUGCUCCCAGUUCAUCCCCAUGAACGUGAUCGACUUCCCCAAACACGGCUCUAUCAUUUACCACCCCUCCAUCCUGCCUAGGCACCGAGGUGCCUCCGCCAUUAACUGGACACUAAUCGAGGGUGAUAAGAAAGCAGGAUUUAGUAUAUUCUGGGCUGAUGAUGGUUUGGACACCGGCCCCAUCCUGCUGCAGAAGGAAUGUCCAGUUGAGCCCAAUGACACAGUGGACACACUUUAUAACCGCUUUCUGUUUCCAGAGGGAAUCAAGGCAAUGGUAGAAGCUGUUCAGCUCAUUGCAGACGGCAAAGCUCCCAAGAUCCCUCAGUCUGAAGAAGGAGCCAGCUAUGAGGGAAUCCAAAAGAAAUCCAAUGCAAAGGUGAAUAUGGCUCAGCCAACAGAGGUCAUCCAUAACUGGAUCCGUGGUCAUGAUAAAGUUCCGGGUGCCUGGGUUGUUAUUGAUGGAAAGCCAGUAACGCUGUACAGCUCAUCGAUGCUGAGCGGGUCAGUGCCCACAGGUCAGCCAAUCGAGGUGGAAGGGGCAUCUCAGCCUGGACUCAUUGCCAAAUCUGGGCUUAUUCUGUUCGGGACUGAUGGAAAAGCGCUCCAGGUAAAGAACCUGCAGUUUGAGGAUGGAAAGAUGAUUCCUGCAUACAAAUACUUCUCAUCAGAGGAGACUGCCAGUCUGGAUCUCACAGAUGAUGAGAAGAAAAUGGCAGAGGAGAUCAGGGUGAUCUGGAAAGGUAUUCUGAGUAAUGUUCCAGUUAUUGAUGACACGACUGAUUUCUUUAAGUCUGGAGCUGCUUCUAUGGAUGUAGUCAGAUUGGUAGAGGAGCUGAAGCAGAAAUGUGGAGGAGUUCAGCUUCAGAAUGAGGACGUCUACAUGGCCACCACCUUCCAGAGCUUCAUCCAGAUGUUCGUCCGCCGCCUGCGCGGAGAAGACCAGGAGGAGGAGCUGGUCAUUGAUUACGUGACAAAAGACAUCAAUAACAUGACAGUGAAGAUGCCCUAUCAGUGUUUUAUCAACGGCAAGUUCGAAGAUGCCGAAGAUGGAAAGACAUACAACACGGUGAACCCAACGGAUGGCUCGGUGAUCUGUAAGGUUUCAUAUGCAUCUGUGGCAGAUGUGGACAGAGCGGUUAGUGCAGCCAAAGAGGCCUUUGAUAAUGGACCUUGGGGUAAGAUGAACCCUCGUGACCGCGGACGGCUGCUCUACCGCUUGGCUGACCUGAUGGAGGAACACCAGGAGGAGCUGGCCACUAUUGAGACGAUUGACUCUGGUGCCGUUUAUACUCUGGCUUUGAAAACACACGUCGGCAUGUCCAUUCAGACGUUCAGAUACUUUGCUGGCUGGUGUGACAAGAUCCAGGGCUCAACGAUACCCAUCAAUCAGGCCAGACCCAAUCGCAACCUCACCUUUACAAAGAAAGAGCCUCUGGGUGUGUGUGCCAUAGUGAUUCCUUGGAAUUACCCACUUAUGAUGUUGGCAUGGAAGAGUGCAGCCUGUCUGGCGGCAGGAAACACACUCGUCUUGAAACCCGCUCAGGUAACCCCACUAACUGCGCUGAAGUUUGCUGAGUUGACAGUCAAAGCUGGCAUUCCCAAAGGAGUUAUCAACAUUGUACCAGGAUCAGGUGGUCUGGUCGGGCAGAGGAUGUCUGAUCACCCUGAUAUCCGUAAGCUGGGUUUCACAGGAUCUACUCCCAUUGGCAAACAAAUCAUGAAAAGCUGUGCGGUCAGUAAUUUGAAGAAGGUUUCUCUGGAGCUGGGCGGCAAAUCUCCCCUCAUCAUCUUCAGCGACUGUGACAUGGACAAAGCAGUGAGAAUGGGCAUGAGUUCUGUUUAUUUCAACAAGGGUGAAAACUGCAUCGCUGCAGGCCGGCUGUUUGUUGAGGAGUCCAUUCAUGACGAGUACAUCAGAAGAGUGGUUGAAGAAAUCAAGAAGAUGAAGAUUGGAGAUCCUUUGGAUCGUUCCACAGAUCACGGACCUCAGAACCACAAAGCCCACCUGGACAAACUGGUGGAGUACUGUGAGAUCGGCGUUAAGGAGGGGGCAACGCUUGUCUACGGUGGGAGACAGGUGGACAGACCAGGCUUUUUUAUGGAGCCCUCAGUCUUCACAGACGUAGAGGACCACAUGUUCAUUGCCAAAGAGGAAUCAUUUGGCCCUGUUAUGGUGGUAUCCAAAUUCAAAGAUGGUGAUGUAGAUGGAGUUCUGAGCAGAGCCAAUAACACAGAGUUCGGCCUGGCCUCUGGAGUCUUCACCCGGGACAUCAACAAGGCCAUGUAUGUGAGCGAGAGACUGGAGGCGGGAACUGUGUUCGUUAACACCUACAACAAAACCGAUGUGGCGGCUCCAUUUGGAGGCUUCAAACAGUCCGGCUUUGGGAAAGACCUUGGUGAGGAAGCCCUGCAUGAGUACCUAAGGACUAAAGCUGUGACAGUGGAGUAUUGAUGAAACCUGUGGUGGAGAAGACUGCAUGCCCCGUGACUGCAGCUCAAAGUGGCUGGAUUGUCUCAAUGCAGGUUUAAUAGAAAAAGCAUUUCCUGCCAUGACUAUACUGAUGUGCCUACUUUUUUUUUUACUGGAAAUGUUUGGAAUAGGACAAAUGGAAAAAUGGCAAAAGACCUCCAAGUGAACCCGAGGACACAGGAUCAAUCACAAAUCAGAUCAAGCAUUGUUUUUAAUUAGCAGACACUGAAAUAUCAUACUGAGGUGAAGUGAAUCAUCAAAAAAAAAAUUUUACACUAUAAUGAUCUUGAGCAUUUCCUAACCAUGUUUCCAGUGACAAGUAAUUUGUCUGUCCACACGGAGUGUGAAACUGCUGCAUGGUGAUUUUGCUGUGACGCUGAAACAAAGAUAGAAACCAAGUAACCAACAAAAUGUCCUGUCGCUCAUCAUAUCACAACUGGUUAGGACGAAACUGUUCAUUUACCGUUUAAAGUUUGGGGUCAGUAAGAUUUUUUUUAUGUCUGGUGCUGACCAAGGCAUUAGAUUUCUGUCAUAUGUACAUCAGUUUGACUUAGUCAUCACUGAAAACAUACUACUAAAUAUAUUGUAGAAACUUAUUUACUGUAUUGUGGCAUUGCAUCUGAAUUGAAUUUGACCAAAAAUACUGUAAGAACAGUAAUGUUGUGAAAUAUGAUCACAAUUUAAAAUGUGUUUUCUGUCAUUUAUUCCUGUGAUGCAAAGUUACAUUUUCAGCAAAUCAUUCUGAUAUGCUGAUUUUAUAAAUUUCUUAUUAUAAAUUGUUGAAAAUAGUUGUUCUUAAUUGUUUUGUGGAAACAGUGAUACUUUUUUCAGGAUUCUAUGAUGAAUAGAAAGGUUUUUUUGUAACACCAUGUCUUUACGGUAAUUUUUCAUCCAUUUAAUUUAUCCUUCAUGAAGAAUAUUCUUUUCUAUAUAUAUAUAUAUUUAAAAGAAAAUACUGACCCUAAACUUUUAAAUGGUGGUGUUUGUGGCUUAAGUGGAUUAAACCAAUUGCGCGCACACACACACACACACACACACACAGGUAUAUUAAAACCAUGACAUCACUGCCACUUAAUGAAAUCUGUAUUACCAUAUUUGUACAUCCCAAGGGAUUUUAAUACGCAUAGCAUUUACACAGCACUCCUUUUUAUUAGAAUAACUGUAUAUAUUGUAUCAGAGGAUAUGACAACUUGUCUUAUAUAUUUAAUUUUGCAUUCCAGACAGAUUAUUGGAAAGGGAAACAAUAUAAACACACUAUUCUUUCUGAAAGUAUUUAUUUUGUACAAAAAUAUCGGUUAUGCUUUAUAGUAGCUUACUCUUGAAUUCAAUACAAUGUGAAGUAUUCUGACACAUUCUCUGUUAAAAUGACUGAAAAUAUCUGUUGCCCAAUGUUUACUGAAGAUUUGUGAUGCUUUUGUUAUGCAUACCAUGAACACUUCAAGCAAUGAUACGCAUUUGGUAAAAGAUGAAAUGUUAUCAUAUGCAGAUGUUAAUAUGAGUAUUUCAGGAUCUGUUUAAGCUGUCAGUCAUACUGAAAGUGUCAUAUUGCCAAACAGUUUUACACACAACAGUAUUUCAACUUUAUAUCAACUACAUACACAAUGUAAGGAGCGUCAGGAAACCAUUUUUACAAUAAAGAAUGUAAAUUGCAA
Carassius gibelio (silver crucian carp) is the source of this 4605-nucleotide messenger RNA. RefSeq names its product aldehyde dehydrogenase 1 family, member L2 (gene aldh1l2). The record is from RefSeq and is a predicted model, not a curated record. Gene Ontology annotation, molecular function: formyltetrahydrofolate dehydrogenase activity; aldehyde dehydrogenase (NAD+) activity. Gene Ontology annotation, cellular component: cytoplasm. The transcript has 22 exons. Lineage: Eukaryota; Metazoa; Chordata; Actinopteri; Cypriniformes; Cyprinidae. Bases 164 to 2935 code for a protein of 923 amino acids. Gene Ontology annotation, biological process: biosynthetic process; 10-formyltetrahydrofolate catabolic process; one-carbon metabolic process.